Messenger RNA from Dermacentor andersoni, 2761 nucleotides. Its product is annotated as nose resistant to fluoxetine protein 6-like. Gene Ontology annotation, molecular function: acyltransferase activity, transferring groups other than amino-acyl groups. Lineage: Eukaryota; Metazoa; Arthropoda; Arachnida; Ixodida; Ixodidae. The record is from RefSeq and is a predicted model, not a curated record.
AAUCGUAGCCCUCACUAACCUACGAUCACUGCACUUUACCCUACCUAACUCUUCUACACCCUGCACUAUGGUGGGUUCGGCAGAAAGUAUGAAAUCAAUUUCAUUUCUUGUUUCACCAUUAGGGCUUUUCCAGGUUCACCUUCUGUUGCUACGCUUCCUGAAGAAGGUGUCAGAAAGGGUCAGUUCUGCGGAAUCCCGCAAGGCCGAGAAAGGGUAAUGAAAGGGCCAUUCGCUAUCAACCCGAAUGUAGCACAAAGCUAAAAAGGAAAGUGAUGCGGGUUUCUCAGAAAUAAAAGUACGCAGUGGAAGAAAAUUCGUCUUGGUCCGGUAUUACAAUUUUCACCGAGAAACCCGUAGACGUUUCCUUCGUAGCUUCGUGCUACAUUCGGGUGGAUGACAAUUUUCUCUUUCACAAAGAAAAUGGUAGCGAACACACACAAAAAAAAUCGGAUAUGAUACACAAGUCAGACUAAUAUUGCCGCAUGGGCAAUGCCGUGCGUUUGCUCCUAAUUAUUUCUAAGUGUGUUGACCAAAGUUUUCGACUGGGGCUAGCUGGCAUGACCAACAUCAACGAAACUCUCUUUCAUCGAGAACCACAAGUUCGCUGUUUACCUAUGGCCUUUCCCCUCACGCAACACCUGGCGCGCUAAUUCAGCAACAGGUGUCCCCUUUCGCCCGCUGUGCUCCGUCAAGGCGCGCUCGUGACGUGGUGUCGGAGCCAAUGGGAAUGGACCUGCCAUUUCUCUGAUACAGACGUCAGACACCGGCUUUUUUGUUCAAUGGGCCAUUUAACUCCUUCGCAUCAAAAAAAAAAAAAAAAAUUUCGUGUUCUUACAGAUCGGAAGAUUCAGAGCGCAUGCUAAGGAGCGGCGAAUCCCAUUCGCGCGCAUCGGAAUUUGCGUGAUGAACGCCUGCAAUGAACGAGAAAUGGAGGCACUUAUGAGAGCAGUGCUUCCUCCCGGAAUACAUGUCACCAUAUCGGAUUGCGUUACAGAAAUUUCUCCUGGCUGGACAAGAACGCAACUUGUCAUCGUCGCAUUUAUAGCUUUUCUAACGGCUAUGAUUGCGAUUGGCACAGCCGUAGAUGUCCGCAGUACAAGAACGUUUCAGAAAAACAGGAAACAGAACAUUUUAGUCACUGCUCUGGCGUCCUUUUCCAUGGUGGCUAAUACUCGGAGCAUAUUCAGAACAACGGGAGACAAAAUCUCUGGUGACUGCAGCCUGGGAUUCCUGCAUGGCAUGAAGGCCGUCAGUCUCAUCUGGAUAGUCGUUGGGCACUGCUACGUCUCAAACUCGCACGUGUGGUCCCGCAUGGUCAACGUAGUAUUGUACGCCGACGGCUGGACAAGUGUGUUCGCAGGAUUGGGAGCUAUCGGCUUCGACAGUCUCUUCUUUCUGACUGGAUUUCUUCUAGCUUACGUCGUGUGCAAACACAAGGGGUCUAGAUUGACCAUUUUUCUGUUUGAAGUCACAAGAAGAUAUAUCAGGACCACAGUACCCACGUUCUUCGUCAUAAUGUGUCUGUACCUGUUGCCGCUCGUUGCGUCGGGACCGAACGCGAAAGAAUACUUCACCAAGAUCCACAACGACUUGAGUGCACACUGGCUGUUUCUACUGCUGCAAGUGCAAAAUUACGCUGUCUCUGCGGACCCCAAUGUUCCACCAUUUACGUAUUUAUGGUACUUGUCCUUGGAUUUCCAGUUCUUCCUUCUGUGUCUACUGAUGCUACUUCUGGUGAAAAAUAGGCCACGGCUUGCCGUGACCGUUUUCUUCUUCAUUUCAUUGGUGGGAUGCUCUGUGGCAACAUGGCAAGUGGCCGGGAACGAGAUGACGCCCUUCGUCGUGCCUCUGACCGAGGCGCCAUCGACCUUCCUGAGGACUCGUUCCUACUACUUUUUUUACCCAUACUACCACGCCGUGUGCUGCUUCAGUGGGUGUUUAACGUAUUUCGUUGCGGCGAUCUUCAAGGAAAGAAAAAUACCCAGUGCGUUGCAAAAGGCGGCGUGGUGCUUCGCCAUUGCCAGUGGCUUGUGCUGCAUGUGCAUUAAAGGGCCUUGGUACCGAACCACUGCCCCGACCACCGAAUUAGGCAAGCUGUGCACAGCGUUCUUCGACCGAAUCCUGUGGUCCGUGUUCCUGGCCUGGGUCACUUUCGCAUGUGCCACGGGGCGAGGAGGCUUCGUGACCUACUUACUCUCUUGGCGCGCCCUUCGUCCCCUCAGCAGGCUGGCCUUUGGCAUGUACGUCGUGCACAUGCCUUUCAUGCAGUUCACUCUGCACAUUUCGAGGGAACGGAUGUUCUUCUCGCACUUCUUCGUGACGUCCUUCGCCAUGGUCGUACUCACCUGGGGCUUUCUUCUUACCUACCUGCUCUACGUGUACUGCGAGGCGCCAGCGUGCAGAAUGACGGAGCUCCUCUUCAAGACUCGGUGCACGAAAAGCGACAGUACAGCCGGCGACGAGCUGCCGAUCGUCUUCGGUUCCGAAGAAAUACUGCCGCACAUCGGCGCAACGUUCCCCAAGGCCGAAAAGGAGAGUGCAACGAAGAAGAUGGGCACCAUAAAUACAUUGGACAGUUUUCAUCGCGGCAACAGUAGCCUUGUAAGCUGCCAUCUAUAGUUUCGUUUUCUGCAGUGGAGUUCCUACCAGUAAUGCUCAAGAAGCCAUUAUGUACAAAUGUUCUCAUGAGAUAGCCUGAAUUAAAAAAGGCCGAAAUUGAGCACGAGUGUUUUAAGCAUAAAUAAACAUGAAGAAUCAACAA